UCUUUUCCUUGUCCCGGCAGCGCUCCUCGAGUAGCCGCAAACCGGAGUUGCCCGCCUGGGUUUGCCCACCAUGGAUCUCCUAUUUAGAAGAGCCGAGGGCGAACCAGGCUCCAACAGAGACACGGCCGGAUCCAAUUCUGCAUCGUCGCUCGUGUCGACUCUCAUCCCCAAUCUUAUCAUCGCUGCCAUUUUCAUCACCCUGUUUAUGAUAUUCCGCCCCCGCUUCAAGCGACUCUACGCCCCGAGAACUUAUAUCGACAGCUUGGGCGACUAUCGAAGGACGCCUCCUCCCAGCAGUGGCUUCCUCGGAUGGAUCAAAGACUUUCGCCGCAUCGACGACAAGUGGAUCCUCGACCACUCUUCCAUUGACGGCUAUCUUUUCGUCCGAUAUUUCAAGCUUAUUGUCAUUAUCAGUAUUCUUGGAGCCCUCAUUACCUGGCCGAUCCUCUUUCCAGUGAAUGCAACUGGCGGCGCCGGAAACCAACAACUCGAUAUCCUCUCCAUGAGCAAUGUGUCUAACCCGAUACGCUACUAUGCUCAUGCCCUAGUGUCCUGUGUCUUCUUAGGCCUGGUCAUGAUUAUCAUUGCACGGGAGUCUUUCUAUACAGUCAAUCUUCGUCAGGCAUACAGGCGCUCGCCAUGGGGAGCCAGCCGUCUCUCUUCCCGGACCAUCUUGUUUACCAGUGUCCCUACUAAGAUUAAGGUUGCCGAACUGUUCCAGCUGUUCCCAGGAGUGACGCAUGCAUGGGUGGCUUCGGACUGCAAAGACUUGGAAAAGCUGGUCGAGGACAGGGACGACACCGCGCUGAAGCUGGAAGCCGCUGAGAUUCGGCUUUCACAUGACGCCAACAACAACCGCCUUAGGGCUGCCAAAGGAAAGAAGCACUAUGCGGGACCCGAAGAGGACGGGACCAAGUGGCUGAACCCCAAAGACCGACCGACCCACAGGCUCAAGUUUUUGAUAGGAAAGAAGGUCGACACCAUCGAGUACGGACGGCAGCACCUUGCGGAACUGAUUCCCAAGAUUACCGAGGAGCAGGAUAAGCAUUGGCAGGGAGAGCAUAAGCUUGUUGGUGCCGUAUUCAUGGAAUUCGCUACCCAGAAGGCUGCCCAGGACGCGUGGCAAUUGAUGCAACAGCGGAAGACCAGGCCAAACAAGCAGAUGGUCGCUCGCCAGCUUGGAGUUCUCCCCCAAGAGGUCGUCUGGAACAAUCUCAGAAUCGGUGUUGCCGAGCAUUGGGUCCGGUGGUUGAUCGCCACGGCUGCCAUUACUGUUUUGAUUGUGUUCUUUGCCGUUCCUGUCGCCUUCGUCGGUGUGGUUUCCCAGGUCAACUACCUCGCUUCGCGCUUCUCGUGGCUCGAAUGGAUCCUUGACAUCCCUGCGGUCAUUCUCGGUGUUGUCACAGGUCUCCUUCCCGUUGUCAUGCUGGCCGUCCUCAUGGCACUCGUCCCAAUCUUCUGCAGACUCCUGGCUAAGCUGGCCGGAUGGGUUACUCUGUCCCAAGUCGAGUUGCAGACCCAGUCUUGGUACUUUGCCUUCCAGGUCAUCCAGGUCUUCCUGAUCACCACCUUUGCUGGUGCUGUGACCACCGUCAUUAACCAAAUCCUCGAUAAUCCCGGCUCUGCCAUCACUCUGCUCUCGGAGAACCUUCCCAAGGCAUCCAACUUUUACAUCAACUACUUCAUUCUCUUUGGUCUUUCGGCUUUCGCGGGCAGCCUCCUCAACAUUGGCGGCUUCGUCACCGUGGUUCUCCUUGGCCGCAUUCUCCCUGGCAAGACCCCUCGCAAGAUCUUCCAGAAACUCACAAAGCUCUCCGCACCAAUGUGGGGUUCCGAGUUCCCGAAAUGGGUGAACUUGGGCGUCAUCGCUCUCAGCUAUUCGUGCAUCGCCCCUCUAAUCCUUGGUUUCAGCACCGUCGGUCUCUACUUGAUCUACCUCGGCUUCCGCUACAAUUUCCUGUACACGUACGAAGUUAACAUCGAUACUCGGGGUGCCGCCUACCAACGUGCCCUCCAACAACUCACCACAGGCGUCUACAUCUCCGAGCUGUGCCUCAUCGGCCUCUUCGCCAUCGCCAUUGCCGACUCCCGCGCCGCCAUCGGACCCCUUGUCAUUGAAGUCGUCCUCCUCGCCGCCACCAUCCUCUUCCACCUCACUCUGCGCCAGGCUCUGAAACACCACGAAGCCCGCGUCGCCUAUUCCGACCCCGUACCUACCCCCCAAGACGGAACUGUCGAGGACGGCCCCGUCGAUGGCGCAGGCAUGCCCGCCGAGAAGCCCGCCCCAACCCAGCUAGCACCUGCCGUCGGACCCCCCCGCCCCUCACGCCUCCCAGCCUUCCUGCAGCGCAUCAUCAACCCCGAAAUCAACUCCGUCUCCAACCUCUCCCUCUCGCUCGAGGGCUUCUACCACAAGCCGCAGGAUCCCUUGCCCGUGGACAUUGCCAAGCGCGCCUAUUUCCACCCCGCCAUCACGAGCACGACGCCCACGCUUUGGAUCGUGAGGGAUGAGAUGGGGAUUUCGGAACGGGAGUGCAGGGAUACGAAAGCAGCGGUGCCCGGGCUGGAGAUUACGGACGAGGGAGCUGAGUUUAACGAGAAGAAUAAGGUGGUUUGGAGUGGGGUCGAGACGGGCAAGGCGAGGGAGGCGCCGGUUUGGGAGGAGGAUGUUACGUAUUAGGAGUGUGUUCUUGGGAAGGGGAGCGAGGAAGAGGGAGGAAUGGGAGGGGAUGGAAAGGAGAAGAAGGUGAAGGGAGAGCAGAAGCAGGAGGAUCCAGAUGCCAUUACCCUGGUUCCGCAGGAUCCGAGGUCGUGAGCAUUUGACCUUGCUCUUCCAACUCCUGCAAGGUACCCUGGCGGUAAUAGGCUUGAUGGGUUCUGAGCGAUGAGUUUCUCAGUGAACAGGCCAUUGAUUGAUUGAUUCCCCCAUUAGUAAUUAAUACAUGCAUAGCGAUCAUAGUGCUAGCGAUGAGUUAUUGUUUCUUCUGUCAUGCGGGAUUGGGGAUUGGGAAUUGAAGGCAGUAGGAGGGGAGAUAUACCACAGUACGAAUUAUUGUAAUGAGCAGUACAUAAUACGGUUUCAACUU
Westerdykella ornata is the source of this 3086-nucleotide messenger RNA. RefSeq names its product DUF221-domain-containing protein. The record is from RefSeq and is a predicted model, not a curated record. Bases 71 to 2680 code for a protein of 869 amino acids. Lineage: Eukaryota; Fungi; Ascomycota; Dothideomycetes; Pleosporales; Sporormiaceae. Gene Ontology annotation, molecular function: calcium-activated cation channel activity. Gene Ontology annotation, cellular component: plasma membrane. The transcript is spliced from 7 exons.